AUGUCCAUCAAUAUGUUGGUAUCAGCAGCAACAUCGACUGAAAAAGUAUCAGAUAAAAAUAAACAACCAUAUUAUACGAAUGAGUUUGUACUAUUAGUCAAUGGUGGAAUGAAAGCAGCGAAACAAAUAGCGGAAAAAUAUCAACUGAAAUAUGAAGGACAAGUAUUACCACAUGAAAAUUAUUUUGUAUUUCGACAACUGAAUAGUAGUUUUGACAACAGAAAAAAACGUUCAUUAGAACCAGAAAAUGUUUUAAUUAAACAGUUGGAAAAUGAUCCAACAGUUUUGUGGGCACAACAGCAAGAAGUGAAAAAACGUGUAAAACGAAAUGUGGUAUUAUUUCAUCCAUCUGUUAAUUCGUAUACAACUUCAGCAAUGUUUAAUGAUCCAGAUUGGAAUAAGCAGUGGUAUAUGCAUGAUUCAAGUGAACAUGGUCGAAUGAUGAAUAUAUCAGGGGCAUGGAGAUUGGGUUAUACCGGUAAAAAUAUUGUCGUUACAAUCUUAGAUGACGGAAUUGAAAAAGAUCAUCCAGAUUUAAGAGAUAAUUAUGUAAGUGUGAGAAUGUUAGACGGUGAAGUGACUGACCUUGUUGAAGCAACUGCAUUAAGUUUUCGUCAUGAUUUCAUUCACAUUUAUAGCGCGUCAUGGGGACCCGAUGAUGAUGGAAAAACAGUAGACGGACCAGCCACAUUAGCCAUGCAAGCAUUCGAGAAUGGAAUCCGUUAUGGCAGAAAUGGUCUUGGUUCAAUCUAUGUAUGGGCUUCGGGAAAUGGUGGGAAAGAUGACGAUAAUUGUAAUUGUGACGGUUAUACAAAUAGUAUUUAUACAGUAUCAAUUUCGAGUGCUACAGAAAACGGCAAUAUACCGUGGUACAGCGAAGCUUGCUCUUCAACAUUAGCUUCGACAUAUAGUAGUGGCGCAUCAGAUGAAAAGCAAGUUGUAUCAACAGAUUUACGAAAUCAAUGCACUGAAAAUCAUACGGGAACAUCAGCAUCGGCUCCAAUGGCUGCCGGUAUCAUUGCACUGGCAUUAGAAGCAAAUUCAAAGUUAACCUGGCGUGAUGUGCAACAUUUGAUAGUUGAAACAGCUAAACCAAAACAUUUAAAUGCUAUCGAUUGGAAAGUGAAUGGAGUGGGCAAAAGAGUUAGUCAUGCAUUUGGUUUUGGAAUGAUUGACGCUGCAGAACUAGUAAAGAUGGCCGAAAAAUGGAAAACUGUUCCAACACAAAGAAUAUGUCAUCAAACAAGUUCCAAUCUGACUGCUCGAUCAUUCUCAAAAGGAGAACGUGUGGCAUUACAAAUGCAUACAGAUGCAUGUUUAAAUACUCAAAAUGAAAUAAAUUAUUUAGAACAUGUUCAAGCUAAAGUAUCUGUUAAAGUCAAAUAUCGAGGAAAUUUACAAAUUUUUCUAACAUCACCAAUCGGUACAAAUUCAACAUUGUUAGAUUUAAGAAUGAUGGACGAAUCAUCAGAUGGAUUUUCAGAAUGGCCAUUUAUGACCACUCAUAAUUGGGGUGAAAAUCCAAGAGGCAUAUGGACUUUAGAAAUUGUAAAUAUAGCUACCAGUGGUGUCUUUAUUAAUUGGACUCUGAUAUUGCACGGUACAACAAUUCCACUUCAUCGUGUUAGUAACACUUUUCAUCCUGUUCAUUCCCAUGUGAAUCGUAAUCAUCGACCAACAACUAACACGAUGAACAUGAAACAUCGUACUCAUUACCAACAACAUCAUGCGCAUUCAUUGUAUAAUUCAAAUCGAAAAAAUAAACAACAGUAUCAUCCUAAACAAAAUAAGGAUCAGAAUAACAUCUAUUUGAAUAGUAAUGAACAGUAUCGUCAAUAUGAUCAAUCCUCAUUUGUGAUCAAAUCUGAACCUCAUCGUACAUCAACAGCCUCUCCAUUGACAAGAGAAGAGGAUUUCGAGGAAUUUCGAGAUGGUAAUGAUGAUGGAAUGAAUCAAAAUGAACAAACUGUAUCAUCCAUUUCAAAAGAUAUGUUAGAUGAUUUCAAUUCACGUUUAGUUAAUUUUUGUCAACGACAUAAUAAUGAAUUGUGUCAUUCAUGA
This is a messenger RNA of Didymodactylos carnosus, 2061 nucleotides long. The record is from the annotation of a GenBank genome assembly. Lineage: Eukaryota; Metazoa; Rotifera; Eurotatoria; Philodinida; Philodinidae.